Astyanax mexicanus (Mexican tetra) is the source of this 1338-nucleotide messenger RNA. RefSeq names its product fructose-1,6-bisphosphatase 1b (gene fbp1b). NCBI's taxonomy places the organism in Eukaryota, Metazoa, Chordata, Actinopteri, Characiformes, Acestrorhamphidae. Gene Ontology annotation, cellular component: cytosol; cytoplasm. The transcript has 7 exons. The record is from RefSeq and is a predicted model, not a curated record. The coding region runs from base 142 to 1155 and encodes 337 amino acids. Gene Ontology annotation, molecular function: fructose 1,6-bisphosphate 1-phosphatase activity. Gene Ontology annotation, biological process: sucrose biosynthetic process; fructose 6-phosphate metabolic process; gluconeogenesis.
UGAUUGGUUCAACUGAACCCACACCCCUUCCAAGUCCCUUCAAACACCAGCACUGAUCUACUGCAAGCUUUCUGUGAUUCUAUGCCUGUGUGAUACACCUGUAGUACAACCUGCGCAUUCCCACACAGCCUACAGCUCACAAUGUCGGACCGAGGAGCCUUCGACACCAACGUCAUCACUGUGACCAGGUUUGUUCUGGAGGAAGGCCGGAAAGCCAAGGGAACUGGAGAACUGACCACUCUGCUCAAUUCUAUGUGCACAGCCAUCAAGGCCAUCUCCACUGCUGUCAGAAAAGCUGGAAUUGCUAACUUGUAUGGCAUUGCAGGAAGUACAAAUGUAACAGGAGACCAGGUGAAGAAGCUGGAUGUCUUGUCCAAUGAUCUGGUCAUCAACAUGAUCAAGUCCUCCUUCACUUCCUGUGUGCUAGUUUCUGAGGAGGAUGAGAAAGCUUUAAUUGUAGAGCCAGAACAAAGGGGUAAAUAUGUUGUUUGUUUCGAUCCUCUGGACGGAUCCUCAAACAUUGAUUGUUUAGCGUCCAUUGGAACUAUUUUUGCCAUCUACAAAAAGGAGAAUGACAGUGAACCCACAGAGAAGGACGCCCUGCUGCCCGGGAGGAACAUUGUUGCUGCUGGUUAUGCACUUUAUGGCAGUGCCACCAUGCUGGUUCUUUCUACAGGUCAAGGAGUCAACUGCUUCAUGCUUGACCCUGCUAUAGGUGAGUUUAUUCUGGUGGACCGGGAUGUGAAGAUUAAGAAGAAAGGAAAGAUCUACAGUCUGAACGAGGGCUACGCUCAGCAUUUCUACCCAGACGUCACAGAAUAUCUACAGAAGAAGAAAUUCCCAGAGGACGGCAGUUCUCCCUAUGGAGGGCGCUAUGUGGGCUCCAUGGUUGCUGAUGUUCACAGGACGCUGGUUUAUGGAGGAAUCUUCUUGUACCCGGCUAACGUCAAGAGUCCAAAGGGCAAGCUGAGGCUGCUGUACGAGUGCAACCCCAUGGCCUUCAUCAUGGAGCAGGCUGGAGGAAUGGCCACCACAGGAGCCAUGAAUGUGCUGGACAUCCAACCCGACAACAUCCACCAGAGGGUCCCGGUCGUGCUGGGUUCCCCUGAUGAUGUGAAGGAGUACAUCACCAUUUUUAAGAAACACGCCAAGUGAACCUCCUACUUACCCUGAUUUAUAGCAGGACUGAGAAACAGACACUAAGAUCUGGAGUGUGUGUGUGUGUGUGUAUGUGUGUAGGUGAAUGCAAGAAUUGGUUGUUUGUAAUUUUACACUCCAGCCAUAAAUAAAAAAAAUAAAAUAAAUACAAUAAAAAUGGUAAACUCUUUAAACAUAAAA